Molecule: messenger RNA, 705 nt
Organism: Porites lobata
Lineage: Eukaryota; Metazoa; Cnidaria; Anthozoa; Scleractinia; Poritidae
Source: the annotation of a GenBank genome assembly
AUGUACAGAAACAGAAACCUUGAAGCACUGUGGAAAAAGCAUUUCAGGGUGACCAGAGAUACAUUUGACUAUAUUUGCCAGCUGAUUGAAGGAGACUUGCAGAAAGAAGGUACUAGACUGAGAAAAGCCGUACCUGUAUACAAGAGAGUCGCAGUUGUGCUGUGGCGACUUGGCUCAGGAAACUCUUACCGAACAACUGGGAUUACUUUUGGGCUAGGAAAAUCGACAGUUAUUAAAAUAUGCAACGAGUUUACACGUGCGAUUAUUCGAAGGAAAGAUGUGUUUAUCAAAUUUCCAGUUGAUGAAGAAGAUGUAACUUUAGCAAUCAGAAGAAUGAAAAGUAUUGCUGGCUUGCCAAACGUUAUUGGUGCUAUAGACGGCUCCCAUGUACAAAUCAAAGCCCCCAAAACUUGCCACGAGGAUUAUUUUAAUCGAAAACAAAACUACUCCAUAAAUCUACAAGGAACUGUUGAUGGAACGGGUAUGUUCAUUGACGUCAGCACUGGUUGGCCAGGCAGUAUGCAUGAUGCCAGGGUACUGAGAUUAAGCUCAUUGUACAGUAAGGCAACAGACGGCGAAAUCUUAUCCCAGCCAGAAAAGUCUAGUGAAGGAAUUGCUGUAAGACCCCUUCUACUUGGCGAUUCAGCUUACCCAUUGUUAUCUUGGCUCAUUGGCCACUAUCCGCGAUCCGCCACCCUAACAUGA